AUGUCCAGCGGAUGCGGCGCGCCCACGACAUUCGAGGCAAAGAAUGAUGUCAGUUUCCUCAAGAAGGAUAUCCCCGGCUGGACGCCUGUCGGCUGCGCGAGUGAAACUUCGAAUGAGACGCUCCUCAAUGGCGCACGUAUGACGAUUACGGGGAUGACGAUCGAAAAGUGCGUCAAUUAUUGCAACCAACAAGGCUUUACGUAUGCUGGGACGAAGAAUCGCAACAUGUGCACGUGCGGCAAGACGCUCAAUACGUCCAAGGUGUCCAGCAACUAUGCGUGCAACCUCGCGUGUGAUGGAAAUCUCAACCAAUACUGCGGGGCGGUGAACCGUGUUGCUGUUUAUGGUGGAAAUGGACCGAUCGACAUACCCACCUCGACUGAAGUUCCCCUACGUCUACAAGUGGACCAACAACGUCCAGUCCUCCUCAAGCAUCUGCACCACUUGUUACUCAUUAUGGACAGUGUGGAGGAAAGACGUGGACGGGAGGAACCCAGUGCGCUCCUCCAUACACGUGCAAGUAUAGUAACGACUGGUACUCACAGUGCCUUUGAAACGUUUGUUGAUGAGAUUUGUUUCGUUUGA
Messenger RNA from Serendipita indica DSM 11827, 585 nucleotides. Lineage: Eukaryota; Fungi; Basidiomycota; Agaricomycetes; Sebacinales; Serendipitaceae. The record is from the annotation of a GenBank genome assembly.